CUUGGAUAAGCUUCUUAAUCAUGAGCUUGAGUCAGUUGGCUAACUUCUGUCAAUGUUGAUCUUACAAAAUCUUUGUAGCAUGGAAUAAUCGAUGAAGAAUAAUUCUUAGCUGCAAUCUCUCAGGCUUUAGGUUUUGUUGGCCCGUGACUACAGAAGACUUAGAGGAAAACCAGAAGCCACAUGGGUCAGCCCUGGAUUGCUUAGCCAAAGGGUUCAGUGGAUUCAUUCCUUGCUCAAAUUGCUUUGACUCCGAUCCUGCAAGAAAGUAAAAGUCAGAGCAGCCUCGUGAAGCUGAUGUUUCUGGCGCUUCAACAAGGAUGUUGAUGUUCCGUUUGUCAGUGAUGAUCAAGCUUUUCUUCCAGUUGGAUGCAUCUAUUUGUCCUGAGAAAUGCGACUGCUCUUCAAAAAAGGCAAUUCAUUGCUCUGGUCCCCACAUAAAAGACCUGGAAUCCCUAAAUCUGCCUUGUAACAUGACAGAAAUUCACGUAACGGGCACCAAUGUAACAUACUUGCAAGAUGUUUUUGCUGGGAUGGUGGAACUGCAGCAUCUUUUCUUGUCUUCAAACAACAUCUCUCUGAUUUCAUCAAUGGCUUUUAAAGGCUUACGAAGGCUAAAAGCCCUCAAGCUGCUAGAUAAUAAGUUGGUUGAACUUCCUCCAGGAGUGUUUGAUGACAUGGUACAGCUUCAGCAGUUGAUCCUUGAAAAUAACAGGUUGAAAUCCAUCGGAGAAAAUCUGUUUGACAAACUAGCUAGCUUGGAGGGGCUUUUCUUGAACAAAAACCAACUAACAGCACUUCCUGGUGACGUGCUGAAGAAACUUGCCAAACUCAAAGUACUGAACUUGUCAAGAAAUUGUUUGGCAGCACUUCCCAGAAAUAUAUUUAGUGCAUUAGCCAGGCUUGAGAAGCUGAUGUUGUAUUUUAACAGGCUGUCUUCAAUAGAGUCUGGUAUGUUUGAUAGCCUGAAGGAGCUGCUGGAACUCUUCCUGCAUUCCAAUAACAUCCAGUCCAUUGCCCCUGAUGCAUUUAAUUGUCUUCAUAAACUGAGAAUCCUCACGCUCUCCAGAAACAGGCUUGAGGUUUUGCCUCCUGGACUCUUUCUGCGUUUGCAUGACCUCUCUAAAUUGACCUUGUACGGGAACCCACUGAAGUCUCUUCCAGAAGUGUUGUUUGGAGAAAUGAGGCAUCUUGGUAGCCUGUGGCUGUAUCACACAAAGCUCUCAACAAUACCAGAUUUUGUGUUCAGUAACUUGACAAAUUUGGAGCUUCUUGUGCUAAGCUUUAAUCCAGAGCUUAGUGUUCUUCCCAAGAAUGCAUUCAGUGGUCUGAAUGAACUGCGGGGCCUUUCUCUGCAUACAAAUAAUAUUUCCAGUCUGCCAGAGGGCAUCUUCCUGAGCCUUCAGAAACUGCACAACAUUUCGCUUUACAGUACGAGGCUUGAGGUUCUUCCUAGAAACCUCUUUCGUAAUCUCAAGCACCUUCAGAAAGUUUACCUCAAUAGUACAAAUCUGCAGUCUCUUCCUGGAGAUUUCUUUACUGCUUUACCCGAGCUGCAAGAAGUCUUCCUUGAUGACAACCCUUGGAAAUGUGAUUGCCAAAUUCUUGGCUUCCAAGAGUGGCUCCAGAAGAGCGUGGAGAUAGUUAAAAACACACCAUCCCUGAGGUGUGACAGCCCACUGGCACUGCAGAAUAUUUCCCUUGUGGCUCUGACAGAUGACCACCUGGAGUGCCCACCAACAACACCCGUUACAUACCAGAUGUUGAGCUCAACCGAUCCCCCAAAUUCUACUUCCCUUAUGAGGGAGCACUUAACAUCAUCUUGGGAGACUACUGUAGCAGCGGUGUCUGGCCUGGAGACCAGCACACCCACAUCAGUUCCUCGUGCAACUCCAGAUUACACCUAUUCACACCUUGAAGAUGUUGGACAGCCUGGGUUUCAUUUCUCAAGUGUUCCAACCCAAACUUCUCCCGGUCGCACAGUAGAAAGCAACGGUGUCAGAGGGACAGAUGUAACUACUCUUGCCCAGUGGGAUGAGCUGCCAGCCCGCAGGACUGCUAACCCCUAUUUUAAUGCCAGAGUUGCUUAUUGUCAGCUAUUUUUGUGCCUUCACAAUUUGAUUUUAGCGCUCCAGACUGUAACCAUUGUGCUCAGUCUGUAUGUGAUGAGUAAAACCAGGCAACUCUUGCACUCCAGAAAUGCUCCUGCUCAGCCUGUAGUUCUGAUAAGUUUUUUUAAGAUAGACAAUACCAGCCAAGGAGAGGAUUAGAAGCACCGCUUUGGAUGCAUUUUGAGCAUUUGGGCAGUCGGCACUUGAUUUGGAUAUGGAUUACAAAUCUUUACAGCAAGAACCAUAAAGACCUUGUCUUUACAGCAUAAUGAGCAUGUGCUUUUCUGUCUGUACCUUGCAGGGUUUGCCAGCAGUGGUUGUAAUCACUGUGUGGUGCCGCAGCACUUGGUGCAUGAACCCAGAGGGAGAGCUGAAAGAAAAUCUGUGGUCACCUCUGUGUGUGCUGCUGGUUUGGGGCUGGAGCCCUGUCCCUCCGGACACAGCUCCUCGGGUGGAAGUGGCACUGAUGUAGGGCAGCCUACACGGGAGCACUGCCUCAACCCUGCUGUAGAGGCUGCCCGUAGUGUCCAAAUGCUGAUGUGCCUUAUACUGCCUGCAAUGCUUUGUCUCCUCGUGGAGAAAAGAAAUGGUAUUUUUGGGAGGAGCUGCUGGAAAAGACCUUUUAAGAUGUGGGUGGGGGCAGAAUGAUACAGUGCAAGUGUUUUAAUUUUUGCUUUCUGUUCUCAGCCCUUUUCCAGGACGUGGCAGGAGGACACAGUACCAUUUAAAUCUAACAGUGCUUUCCUUUAGCUUAACCAGAGCAAGAUAAGCAAGAUGCUGGGCUCAGGAAUAUGAUCUUGAUGUAUUUUGUUGUUUGUUUUGGGUUUUUUUGGAAACUUUGUAACAUUAAUACAGCUCUGAAUUUUAAGUAAACACUUUCAUUCUUAAACUUUG
Molecule: messenger RNA, 3002 nt
Organism: Calidris pugnax (ruff)
Lineage: Eukaryota; Metazoa; Chordata; Aves; Charadriiformes; Scolopacidae
Product: platelet glycoprotein V-like
Exons: 3
Coding region: 318-2267 (649 amino acids)
Cellular component (GO): plasma membrane
Molecular function (GO): protein binding
Source: RefSeq, a predicted model, not a curated record